GGAGAUGAAGCAUGGCCUUUCGAUAUCUGGCCACGGCAGCGGAGAAGAUCGGACCCAGCGUUAAGCGUCAGGUGCUUAGCUUAACCGACGCCGCCGCUGAUAGAAUACGUCACCUGCUACAGCAACGUCAACGGCCCUAUCUCAAGCUCGGUGUCAAGGCUCGCGGUUGCAAUGGCUUAUCUUACACCCUAAAUUAUGCUGAUGAGAAAGGGAAAUUUGAUGAGUUGAUUGAUGACAAGGGAGUGAAAAUACUAAUUGAUCCAAAGGCACUCAUGCAUGUCAUUGGAACCAAGAUGGAUUUUAUAGAUGAUAAACUCAGGUCUGAGUUCAUAUUUAUUAACCCAAACUCUAAAGGACAGUGUGGUUGCGGUGAAUCUUUCAUGACAACAACUGGCGGUGGAGCUAGACCUUCUCAAAAUAUUGGCGCCACAUGAAGCAUUAGGGUGUUGAAUUAGUCCACUGCCGGUUCCUAUGGCAUAGCCAUGUAAAGCUAUUGCUAUACGUUCCCUUUUGAAGUUUUAGAGUUACGGACAUUCAGUAAUGUUUGGUAAAAACUGUUAGAAGGUGUUCUGUUGGCUAUCAUAUGUUACAUUUGUGAAAGGAAGAAGAGUGAAUAAGUUGAGCAUUCGUGCUUGGCAGAGGAGAAAGGUUAUUGUUCUUAAAGAAGAAACCAGCGAAAUCUCAAGACAAAACCCCCUGUUAUACAGCCCCCCAUUGUCAGAGCACAGUCUUCUUUCCAUGACUCGGGUGCAGCCAUUCUUGCAAAUACCCAUCUGGUAACUGGUGCAGCUCUAAAUUCUUCCGUUAUCCUUCAUUUCCUUUUUAUCUGAUGGCACUUUCGCAUUUCCCCUUUUAACUUUGAUUUUUCAAUGAAAUAUUGGGCUGUAGACAAA
Molecule: messenger RNA, 893 nt
Organism: Tripterygium wilfordii
Lineage: Eukaryota; Viridiplantae; Streptophyta; Magnoliopsida; Celastrales; Celastraceae
Product: iron-sulfur assembly protein IscA-like 1, mitochondrial
Exons: 3
Coding region: 12-434 (140 amino acids)
Biological process (GO): iron-sulfur cluster assembly
Cellular component (GO): cytoplasm; mitochondrion
Molecular function (GO): 2 iron, 2 sulfur cluster binding
Source: RefSeq, a predicted model, not a curated record